CAGCUGGGCCAGCAACAAUACUCACACGAGGCUCCCACACAGUCCUGCACUAUUUUGAAAAAAAAAAUCAAUUAUGUCAACAGAAUUUGUGCCGCCAAUAGAUAUCUCAGAAGACAUCUUGGAUAAACGAGAACAGCAUUGUAAGCUUUUAGAAAACCUUUCUGAACAACUGAUGAGGAACUGUGAUCUCCAAAUGAAAGCAAGGAGUGGAAAUAACAAUCAAGUUUCAACAGUGGAAAUGGACCAAAAACAGCCUAGGAGAAAAGAUACACCAGCCUUCCACAAGCCCCCAUUUGUACCAGAUUUUUCUGAAAUACUGUUGAAGAAGUUUGAUGAAAUAGAGAAACAACAAGCAAGCAAAAUCUCUGUUCUUACUAAAGAGCCAAUCCUGAUAAAACCCAGAAGAAAAGACACUCCUGCAUUGCACACAUCACCACUUCUCUCAGGUGGAAAACUUCUGAAGGAAGAUAGUGGAACCAUAAUUGUGGAGAGUGAAGAAAAUGAUGGAUAAUAAGUCAAAAAAUAUGUCCCUAAUUACUUUACAAUCUAUACAACCACUAUUCUAUAACACAGGGUUCAUUCAUAAGGGUUUUUUAAAAUGUAAAACAAACAACUGUAUUGGGAUGAUUUGUACAUUUUAUAUCUUAUUUGUACACAUUUUGUUGUUAUAAUAUAUUCAUGUGAAAUUAAUUUUGCAGUAUCAUUU
Molecule: messenger RNA, 706 nt
Organism: Nanorana parkeri
Lineage: Eukaryota; Metazoa; Chordata; Amphibia; Anura; Dicroglossidae
Gene: PPP1R17
Product: protein phosphatase 1 regulatory subunit 17
Exons: 5
Coding region: 74-511 (145 amino acids)
Biological process (GO): regulation of phosphatase activity
Molecular function (GO): protein phosphatase inhibitor activity
Source: RefSeq, a predicted model, not a curated record